This is a messenger RNA of Diaporthe batatas, 480 nucleotides long. RefSeq lists its product as uncharacterized. The record is from RefSeq and is a predicted model, not a curated record. The transcript is spliced from 4 exons. Lineage: Eukaryota; Fungi; Ascomycota; Sordariomycetes; Diaporthales; Diaporthaceae. The coding region runs from base 1 to 480 and encodes 159 amino acids.
AUGUCGUCAAACUAUACCACAACAGACUAUCUCCUCGACCGGGCCAACAUUCACGACACUGUAACAAAGCUGGCAUGGUACUACGACACACGCUCGGAAGCCGGUCUACGCGAUGAGGUCUUCGCGCCGGAGCUCCGAGUCGACUACUCCAAGAUCCUGGGUGGUGAGCCCUUCACCAUAGCCGGCCCUGCACAUUUGAUUAUCGAGCUGCCGCAGCCAGGCUCAUCGUCAUCAUCAUCACCGCCUCCGGUGAAAUGUACUGUCCUCGGGCAGUGUGGUGCGUCGAUGAUUCGCGAGGGUGCCAGUGGGGAGGGCAGUCUCCUGCAGAAUGGGGGCCAAGCGACUAUAGAGGUCAUCCGCCUGCCAGAGCUUGAGGCUAAAGGUGUCAACCCAUGGAGGAUCAGCAGCCAGUCUGUCACGCCGGCUUGGGUUCUGGGAAAUCAGGGGGUUCUCGAGGGACUGCAUGCCCAGAGCUCGUAA